ACGUCACCACGAGGCAAACACCAAGGACCAGCUUCUCUCUGCUUUUUGCUUCUCGUUGCUCCCCCAUCCUCGAGCCCUCGCGACUCGGACAGGGACAACUCCUCUCUACCAACCGACUGCUGUUUGCAUCGCAUCGCAUCGCAACAGCCUCUCGCUUUGUUGGGGGAAAAUCUCAAAUACACCCACCGCAACGUAGCACCAAGUACUCUGGACUUGAAAAGCUACCCCGCACUCGGCCGCACUUGUACAGCGCUUCCUUGUGCUCUGCCCCUCCAAACCUUUCUGCAUCUUUUUUGCACACACAAAUCACAAACUCUUCAACAACCGCAGCCAUGGCCGACAACCAGGGAGUAGUCGUGGAGGCCCACGAGAUUGAGACCUUCCAGCCUCCUCAGAAGAUGUUCGCAAAGCACCCUAGCAAACCCCACAUUGCCAACCUUGAGGAGUACCAGAAGCUCUACAAGGAGUCCAUCACCGAGCCCAACAAGUUCUGGGGCCGAACUGCUCGCGAGCUGCUUAGCUGGACUCGCGACUUUGAGACCGUCUCUGCCGGCAGCCUCACCGACGGCGAUAUCAAGUGGUUCGUAGAGGGCCAGCUGAACGCCUGCUACAACGCCGUCGACCGCCAUGCUUACAAGGACCCCAACCGCGUUGCCAUCAUCUACGAGGCCGACGAGGUCGACGAUGGCCGCAACGUCACCUACGGCGAACUUCUUCGCGAGGUUUCCAAGGUUGCCUGGGUCCUGAAGCAGGCCGGCAUCAAGAAGGGUGACACCGUCGCCAUCUACAUGCCCAUGAUUCCCGAGGCCGUCGUUGCCAUCCUGGCCUGUGUCCGUAUCGGUGCCGUCCAUUCCGUUGUUUUCGCCGGCUUCUCCGCCGACGCUCUCCGGGAUCGUGUCAUUGAUGCCAAGUCCAGAUUUGUCAUUACUUCUGACGAGGGCAAGCGAGGUGGCAAGUUCAUUGGCACCAAGAAGAUUGUCGAUGAUGCCCUGAAGCAGUGCCCCGACGUUAGCAACGUUCUCGUCUACCGCCGCACCGGCGCCGAUAUCAACAUGGUUCCCGGCCGUGAUCUGUGGUGGCACGAGGAGGUGGAGAAGUGGCCCAGCUACAUCGCUCCCGAGCCCAUGAACUCCGAAGAUCCCCUCUUCCUUCUCUACACCUCUGGCUCUACCGGAAAGCCAAAGGGUGUCAUGCACACCACCGCCGGCUACCUGCUCGGUGCCGCCCUGACCGGCAAGUACGUCUUCGAUAUCCACGACGGUGACCGUUACUUCUGCGGUGGUGAUGUCGGUUGGAUUACUGGCCACACCUAUGUCGUCUACUCUCCCCUGCUCUUGGGUGUCUCAACAGUCGUCUUCGAGGGUACACCUGCCUACCCCAACUUCUCAAGAUACUGGGAUAUCAUUGAGAAGCACAACAUUACUCAGUUCUACGUUGCUCCCACCGCCCUGAGACUGCUCAAGCGAGCUGGUGAUGAGCACGUCCGCGGCAACUUCAAGUACCUGCGAACUCUCGGUUCCGUCGGUGAGCCCAUCGCUGCCGAGGUCUGGAAGUGGUACUAUGAGAUUGUUGGCAAGGAGAGCGCCCACGUCGUCGAUACCUACUGGCAAACCGAGACCGGUUCCAACGUCAUCACACCUCUCGCCGGUAUUACCCCCAUGAAGCCCGGCAGUGCUUCACUACCAUUCUUCGGUAUUGAGCCCGCCAUCGUUGACCCCGUCUCUGGUGAGGAGCUCCACGGCAACAACGUUGAGGGUGUCCUUGCCUUCAAGCAGUCAUGGCCCAGCAUUGCUCGUACCGUCUACGGUAGCCACAAGCGAUACCUGGACACCUACCUGCACGUCUACAAGGGCUACUACUUCACUGGCGAUGGUGCCGCUCGUGACCACGAGGGAUUCUACUGGAUCCGAGGACGUGUCGAUGAUGUCGUCAACGUCAGUGGUCACCGUCUCUCUACCGCUGAGAUUGAGGCUGCCCUGAUUGAGCACCACUCCGUUGCUGAGGCCGCUGUCGUUGGUGUUUCCGAUGAGCUGACUGGCCAGGCUGUCAACGCCUUCGUCGCUCUGAAGGAUGGUAACGACGCCACAGAUGCGCUCCGCAAGGAGCUCGUCCUACAAGUCCGAAAGAGCAUCGGCCCCUUCGCCGCCCCCAAGGCUGUCUUCAUCAUUGGAGAUCUCCCUAAGACUCGAAGUGGCAAGAUUAUGCGUCGUAUUCUGAGAAAGGUGCUGGCAGGUGAGGAGGAUCAGCUUGGUGAUGUUUCAACGCUGUCCGAUCCUUCAGUUGUGGACAAGAUCAUCGCGACUGUCCAUGAGGCUAGAGGAAAAUAAACAAGAAAAAGAGCAAUUUGGGAGUCAGCAGGGUUUUUUUUUUUUUUUUUCUUCGCAUAUAGCUUGUCAGUCGAUACAAUUGGGUUAAGAGACAAUGUCCGUCGGAGGUUUAAAACCAGGGUAAUUUCGGAGGGGGAACUCUUUUUGGAUGAAGAUACGAUAUGGGAUAGCAUUUUGAUAUCUAAGACGACGAAUCCAAAUUUUUUUAACGUU
Molecule: messenger RNA, 2540 nt
Organism: Trichoderma virens Gv29-8
Lineage: Eukaryota; Fungi; Ascomycota; Sordariomycetes; Hypocreales; Hypocreaceae
Exons: 7
Coding region: 333-2327 (664 amino acids)
Cellular component (GO): cytosol
Molecular function (GO): acetyl-CoA synthetase activity; AMP binding
Source: RefSeq, a predicted model, not a curated record